This is a messenger RNA of Paramisgurnus dabryanus, 3448 nucleotides long. It is a transcript of the gene fbxo34, whose product is annotated as F-box protein 34. Gene Ontology annotation, molecular function: protein binding. Lineage: Eukaryota; Metazoa; Chordata; Actinopteri; Cypriniformes; Cobitidae. The record is from RefSeq and is a predicted model, not a curated record.
UUAUAUGAAGCAAUGCUCGCUGCGCGCACACCUGAUCAGAUCUGAUCUCGCUCGCACACGAAGAUCUGAGUCCUGAAGGACGCCAGACUUCAACAUCACAUCGCGAUGAGAUAAAUUCACCCCAAUUAAGACAGAAGAACAAAAGUUUUCUCUCAGAAACGGAGUUUUCCGCUUUAUUUCUCAGUUUUACCUCAGUUUGGCUGGAGUCCUGAUCUCUUCUAUUGGGAGACAUCACUCGCACUGGAGGAAGGAACCUAAUGCCUCAGAAAUGUGAAACUAUCAGUUACUGGAACCCCACCCCUUAUCGGGAACCACGGUUACGAGCCUCCAAUACACCAUCAGUCCGGAGGUUUGCCACCAUGCACCUUAAGCCAUAUCCCAAACCACAAGACAAAGAGAUUCAUCGGGAGUCUGUGCACGAUGCAACACGGGGCCUCCAUGCCGACCAGCAGGGAGUGCCCGGGAAAGAGUGUGGCAUUCGUCAGGUCUGUGGUUUCAUGGGUUCAUCUGGCAAAGGUACAGCCAACCGGUGCCCCCUCAGCAUCAUCUCCAACAAUGCCCUUCGAUGUAGCAACAGCAAUAACACACAUAGUGUAAGCAAAAUAUCAACUAAACGUGGCACCCGCAAGAGCAAAUCACCCUCCGUUACAACGUUUACUAGUUCUUUAGUUCUGCUCUCAUCUUCAAAUGGUUUGGAAAAUGAGGGCUCACUUGAGAUCUACCAAGACGAGGAUGCAGAGGGAUCUUUGGACGUAUGGGCUGUCAUUAAACCUGGAAACACAAAAGAGAAAAUUGCCAUUUUUGCAGAGCAAAAGUGUAGCGUUAGUGAAAUUGACAACAUCUCUGAAAAAGAAGCCAUUGCCCCAGAGUUACGGACUGUUUCUAUGAAAAACAAAGGCAGCUGGGAUGGUGAUUGGACUGUGGCUAAGCGUAGGAGAAGGUCUGGAAACCCAGAUAAGCCAAAAAAUGUUGAAUCUCCAGCCCCAAAACCUGAUAUACAAAGAACAUCUCAAUGCGGGGUCCCAGACGAGGAUGUCAAUCCUUGCCAGGUAAUGGUAAUGGCAGAGGGAGCGGAGGCUGAAAAGACCAUCCCUGUUGUGGAGAUGGUGGCAUACUUUGAACAAAGAGUUAAUGACCAGCUGGUGGGCUCCAAACCCCCAUCCUUGCGUAGCACCAAUACUAUUACUCUGUCAAAAGUUGGGUCCACCCCUCAGCCUGCAGAACAACUGGAAAUUCAAGAGGAAAAUGGUGAAUCUGUGCAGGUUCUAGAUAUGGUGGCCAAGUUGGAAUCUCAGGGCCUGAGCAGACAAGGCCUCCCGGACGGUGGAAAUCUCUCUCGAAACAACAGCUUAAGACGGAAGGUGGGUCGUGUGCUUCUGGCAGGUCCGGAACCUUAUUCACUGCCUUCUCACUCAGUAGCUCCUACUGUUGCUCAGGAUAGUACAGUUCAAAGUGAUCCACAAGAACUGGGUAGUGUUUUGGACAAACUGAGUUCCCCAUCCAAGGCCCCUGAGUUGGCAACAACGGAGACCACCACCCUUCAGAAGGAUGAAGAUUCUUUAGUCGCAGUACAGCAGAGUAGCCUAGAAGUUGAGACCACAAACAACCUGCAGUCCUCAACAACACAUGUCAGCUUAUGUGGAACUAAAGAACCAUCCCCAGGCGUGUUGUUUUUUGCCCGAUCUCUUCCUCAGCCUCUAAAGGACCAACACAAGCCCUCCUCACCAGAGUAUACAACACUGAACAAAGAACUUUCUCUUGAUGAGAGUAACCCUUCUGUGGAGACUGUAUUGCCAUUCAGAGAGGACAGUACGGAUGGACUUGAGGCUAAACAAAACCAUCAGAAAGUUAUAGAGACUGAAAAUGAAGUGACCAGUGUGGUAAGUCGAGAGUCUGUGCCUUUUCCCUUACCCCGUCUAGUGUCUCAUGAAUUCCUAGAAACUCGCUUUAAGAUCCAGCUGCUUUUGGAGCCUCAGCAGUACAUGGCUUUCCUACCCCACCACAUCAUUGUAAAGAUUUUCUGCUUGCUGCCUACUGAAAGCCUGGCUGCCCUUAAGUGCACGUGCCAUUACUUUAAAUUUAUCAUUGAGAGUUAUGGCAUAAGGCCAGCAGACUCUCGAUGGGUAAGUGAUCCACGCUACAAAGAUGAUCCAUGCAAGCAGUGCAAGAAGCGCUACAAUCACGGUGACGUCUCGCUCUGCCGCUGGCAUCAUAAGCCCUACUGCCAGUCACUUCCCUACGGCCCGGGUUAUUGGAUGUGCUGCCGGGGAGCUCACAAAGACACACCUGGUUGCAAUGUGGGACUCCAUGAUAAUCGCUGGGUCCCUGAUUUUUAUAGCAUCAACAUGCCAAUUUACAAGAAAAGCAGAGACACGGAUGAGGAAUCGUAAAUGAAUUUUGUAUGCAUGAGUUGCUAGUGUGAAUGAGCUGUGUUUCCUGUGUGUUGCCACUGAGCAUGUGCGCUUUUUGAUGUAUAGUGCUUAACUAGGUUGCUGAAAAGAAAUUGCUGGAUAUCUGUACUCUUAUUCUGCCAACCAAUCACCAACUCUCCUAAUGGAUACCUUCUCAGGUCCUUGAUGUUGGUCUGCACUUUAACCCUUUAAGAUUACGUUUUGCAGAUCUGGGUACUGCUUGAUGACCUUACUUUGCAUAAGCAUUAUUGACUUAACUCGAAACAUCGAACUUUUCAGUUCUUGAUAACGCACCUCUGCUUUAUUUUCUUGCACUGAUGUUACCUUGCAAAAAUAAACGUUAAUGAGCAUUACAGUUGUAUGUAUCUCCCUGCAUACUUGCAUACGUGACUAAUUCACUGGUGAUGGUGGAAAUCUUGUAGCGAGAAUGCAACAAUGCUUCUGUUCCCUAUUUCCUAAAACCAUCUCCGAUUACUGCUUACAAGUCUUGGGAUAUUAGGGAGCACGAUGGCUAAUGACUGGUUGGGUUUGAGAUUAUUUGAAGCCCAGAUGUUUACAUUUGUACAUAACAAAGAAUCCUAUAUAUAUAUAUAUAAAUAUAUCAUAACAGGGUGAUGAAUGAUGGCACGAGUGUGACAGGAAAAUGCAUUUAAUCUUAAUGUGGGGAUAAACGCCUUGUUUUUAUUCUAACUUGUGUAUAUAAAUAUCUAUGUUAAAUGGUCGCUCUUGUUCUACAUCGGGACUGGAUGUUCAACCCCUGUAAACAGGUAGUGCAUAUUCUUCUAAAAAUUUUAAGUGUUUAUUUCCUUGUAUGAUGUACUGUUUCUCAACGGGAAACAUUUGAUUUGUGGGAAGAGAGUUUCUCCAUCUUGACCGUGAACACCAUCUGAAAAAAGACAAAUUUCUUUGCAAUGUUUUCCAAAGUGUGUCAGAUUUUUAAAGAUUAUUAUUAUUGUUAUUGUUAAUUAUCUUGCUGUGCUCUGCCUGUUAAGGCAUUUUACUUCAAUAAAGUGUAUCUUGGAGGGUUUGUAAGCUGA